AUGCAAGAGGAAAUCGCUGCGCUCGAGACCAAUGAUGUGUGGCGCGUGAUGAAACACAGCCCAGAAGCGAACGCUCUUCACUCUAAGUGGGCAGAUAAGACCAAGCCGGGAGUCGACGGAGAGCUAAAGCGAUACAAGGCGAGGCUUGUCGCAUGCGGCAACAAGAAAGUCGUGCUGGCUCUUGUUGCGACGUGGGACGUGCCAACCAAGUACGGAGACAUCCCGAAAGCAUACUUGCUUGCCGAAAAGGAAGCUCACCUCGACAUCUUCUUGCAGGUGCCACGUGAAAUGAGCGUGUCAGAGAGGACUUUGCGCAAGACAGAGCUGCGCAUCAAGGCGAGGUCGUCUUGGUGCUGA
This is a messenger RNA of Peronospora matthiolae, 357 nucleotides long. Lineage: Eukaryota; Oomycota; Peronosporomycetes; Peronosporales; Peronosporaceae. The record is from the annotation of a GenBank genome assembly.